ACACCCGCGGCCCAUGCAGUUUAUAUGAGUUUUGAAAUUUUCGUUGAUCACAUAAUUUCUCACAACAGUUUUGGUCACCCUGUUGUAGAGAUGGAAAGCUGGAAAGUGCAAAAAAAUUUAAGAGGAUGUUGCCAGGACUCAAGAGCCUGAGCUAUAGGGAGAGGCUGAGCAGUCUAGGACUUUAUUCCUUGGAGCACAGGGGGAUGAGGGGUAAUCAUAGAGAGGUGUAUAAGAUCAUGAAGUGAAAGAUUUAAUAGAAACAUCUGGGGCAACUAUUUCACACAGAAGGUGGUGGGUUUAUGGAACAAGCUGCCUGAAGAGGUAGUUGAUUACAGCAUUAAAGACAUUUAGACAGGUACAUGGAUAGGAAAAGUUUAGAAGGAUAUGGGCCAAAUGCACACAGGGAGGCCAGUUUAGAUGGGACAUCUUGGUUAGCAUGGCCAAGUUGGGCCGAAGGGCCUGUUUCCAUGCUGUAUGACACUCUGACUUUCUCGUGAAUUGUCCACCACAGAUGUCCAAGUUCCCAUGUUUCUCCUUACACUUCUUCUUAAAUAGAGGCACAACAUUAGCCACCCUCCAGUCUCCUCACCUCACCCCUUGUCUAGUGAUGAUUCAUUCGAAUGUCUCAGCCAGAGCCCAUACAAUUUCUUCGCUAGCCUCCUACAGUGUCGUCAAAUAUACCUGAUAUCCACAAAUACUGUGCUAGGUAUGCUGGGCCUGUUUACCCUGGAGUGCAGGAGGCUGAGGGGUGGCAUAGAUACGGUAGAAAUCCAGUCUUUUUGAUCAGCUCUAUGAAUCUAUGACUUCAAAUGGCCAAUGCAUUGAGUCAGGGGCUGAAGCGGGUCAUCCCUCCAGCGCACAUGGCCAACAGGAAACUGGAAAUUUCCAAUUCCCCACAUUGGGCACCUUGGACUAAGCCCUUUGUCACUCACUUUAAUUUAGAGUGCUGAUUACACUAACCACCUUCUUCCUCUCAAUUCUACCUGUUACAAUUUACCACCCCUACCUUUACUCUUACAUCAGUGAAUGAUGGUAGGAAGCAGAGACAGAAUUAUCCACAUUUGCUGCUCACCAUGUCACUGCCACCACUGCCAGGCAUCACUGUCUGAUAUGUGACAUCCCCUCCAGCUCUGCUGCUGGACUCCGGGAGCUGGGUGAGAUCUAUUUAUGCAUCCGUCUCUCCAGAUCCUCUCUUCCAGGUCCACCUCACUCACCACUGCUGCUGACUUAGUUCCCUUGGCCUGUAGGAUUCAACCAAUCACUGUUUUGAAUGAACUCAGUGACUGAGUCUGCAGAGAACUCUGAGGUCGAGAACUCUGAAGAUACACCAACCUCCAGGUGAAGAGGUUUAUCCUCAUCUUGGUCAUUUAUAACCCACCCUUACCCUGAGAUUGUGCCCCUGGAUACCACAGCCAGGAGAAACCUCCUCCCUGUGUCCAGUCUAUCAAGGUAGAAUUUCACAUGUUUCUACAAGAUCGCUCAGUCUUUUGAACGCCAAGAAUAGAAUAAUAAUAAUAAUAAUAAUCUUAUUUAUAUAGCACAUUUUUAGUCAACUUGCAUUGACCCCAAAGUGCUUCACAUAAUUACAUUACAUUUACACACAGGCAAAGGUGGGUGAAGUGUCUUGCCCCAAGGACACAACGACAGUAUGCACUCCAAGCAGGUUUCGAACAGACUACCUUCCGGUCGCCAGACGGACACUUAGCCCAUUGCGCCAUCUGUCGUCCCAAUAGAGGGCAGCUUUACUCUAUUUCUGCUCGUGUGACAAACCCUUGUAAACCUGAAACUUGGACUGUUUUUCUCUCCACAGACGCUGCCUAAAUCUGCGAGCACUUCCCGGAUUCUCUGAUUUUACCGCAGGAAACUGUCUGGAGAAUCUUCAAUGCACUCCCUCUACAGAAAGUGCACCUUUCAUUAGGUACCCACGGUGAUCACACACUGACUGUACUUGAAACACACGGUGCCAAGGACAACAAGAGGAUCAUCAGUCAGAGCCAAAGAAGUGACCAGCCCUGUGAUCCCAGGAUAGGAACUCCAGCACCCCAACACAUCUGAGCUCUGUGAAAUAUCCCGGGACAGGAAACCGGACAACUGGAUAAAUCCUGGGCCUGUAUCCAGGCACUGUGCUAUAUUGUCGAAUAGGAGCCCAGGCCUCAAGGUAGAUACUGGGACAGAAACGUACAACUGGUGAAGAUUCACCCAACUGCAAUAUAUAAGACAGGAGCACUGACAUCCUGGGAAUUCCAGGAUAAGAACCACCUCUCUGGGAAAGAACAUACAGAUCCCAGGAAAUACAUUCACCCAGUGAGAGAGAAUGGCGAGUGUUUCAUCAACUGUAAAUAGCUGGUCUGAAAACCUGAACCCUCCACAACUUGUGAGGGAUUUGGGUUUACAGGAUCAUUAUCCUCACAAACUGUCACUGACGUCCAUGCGGGAGGUAUCCUGGGGUAAACUGGACGACAACAAACCAACUCGACCAGAAGAUAUUCCUUGGCGAUUUCUCCAAAGGAUCCUCUCAGCUAAUUCACUGGCAAGGAAUCCUGAAUGGCCCCCUGCUCAGUCCUUGGAAGACAAGAAAAAUGAUGAAGAUUUCAACGAUUUCUUUGAAGUGAAAGAGCCAGGGGAUUCUGGGAUUAAUCCUCUGGAUAUCAUUGCUGCCAUUUUCCUCUGUGCCGACCACUCUCUCCAGCAGGAACUGAUGCUGAAGAUGUCUCUGUGCCAACUUGCAUUACCCUUUCUGCUGCCGGAAGGGCACGGUUACCCCAGGGACAAGGUGAGGGGACCCAUGGAAGGGUCUGGUGCCACCCUUCUCCUCUGGGCCAUGAGACCCAUUGUUAAAAUGUGGUGCCCACAAUCUCCCACAGGAAACAGCCGCGUUGUGGAGAUGCCCAUCGUGACAGCAACCGUGCCAACUGUCUCCUUCCUCAGACUCGGAAGGUGCACGGUGUCCAAAUCCAAACUCCUCAAUCUCACCUUGAGCCAGGCCCAGCUGCAGCAGAACAUCUUCCUGCACUCCGGGAUGGAAUGUGGGAAUGUGCCCCGUGAGAUAUCGGAUGGGAUGGCUGAGAUCAGCUGGUAUCUACCUUCUGGGAAGAGCAACACGGACAUUUUCCCGGAGGCUGCUGCAUUCAUCAACCUCCGAGGUGAUGCUGAAACUUACCAGGGACACACUCGGUUUCUGGCAAAAGUCUCUGCUGCUCUCUUUAUUUUCAUUGACGUUAUCGGUGAGAAGGAAAGAGAAUUCCUCACCUCUCUCGCACAGUCACCGGCAAAACUCUUUCUGAUAGUGAACACUCACAUCAGUCAGCAACACAUCACCCCUGAGCAGGUAAAGAAACUGUUCAAAGAUCUGAAGUUACAACCUCAACAAUGCAUUGUUCGGACAAAUGUAAACGAGGCCAAAUUUGUGGAAAAACUUUGUUUUCAGGUAAAACAAGUGAUUCUAAUGAGUGACGGGGACCAGAGAUUCCUGAGUCUGGAACAAAUGGGUGACAUUGCGAGAGAAAGUGGGAUUCAGGUCGAUGAACAUCAGCCUGAAAUACAACGGGCCAAGGACCUGACCAAAAUACUGGGCAGUCUUGACCCUGCAGACAUCACUGGGUAUAAAAAGAGAGUGCUGCCCUUUCAUGGAGAGCCCUGGCAAGGGCUGACUAAAGUUGAGAAAGAGAAGUCUCGGAUGAAACUCCGUGGGGGCAGAACCACAGAGAAGUAUAACCACGAGUUGGACCAAGACAAGAAAAGAAUCCGGGAAGCUCAGCUCAGACAGAGCCUGUCGGAGGAGAUGCAGAUAUUCAUUGACUACCUCACCUGUCCUGGUGGGGAUGACAGGGCCAUUUCCUUGCAGUGGCUGAAGCUGAUGCUGGACAGUAAAUCAAGGGAAAUCAUGGCAGGAUUGCGCAGGGAUUAUAAAGAACUGAGCAAACUCUCAAAGCAGAAGGUCAAGGAGCUGAAGGACAUGGAUCAGAAGAUGACUGAUAGUUCCCUGGGACUUGAGCACUUCAUGAGGGAACUGGGCCAGGUUUAUGAACUCUCAGUGACACAACACAACAUCAAGCAACAAACACAGAUCCACCCACAUGUGCUUCAGUUACCGGGUGUUGCUGCUGAACUGUUGCUGGAUGGGUUCCCACUGGAGCUCAUUGAUGGAGACGUCUCCAACGUUCCUGUUUCAUGGAUCACUGCUGUACUGGAAGCAGUGGCCGAGAAGGUGGGACGUGCUUCCAGAGUGUUUGUGCUGACAGUGAUUGGAGUUCAGAGCACAGGCAAGUCCACGCUCCUCAAUACAAUGUUCUGUUUGCGGUUUGCUGUGAGCAGCGGCCGAUGUACUCGAGGGGCCUACAUGCAGCUGAUGAAGGUCACAGGGAGCCUGGCGGAGGAGCUGGGCUGUGACUUCAUCCUGGUCAUUGACACGGAGGGGCUGAGAGCUCCAGAACUUGCAACACUAACAGACAGCUACGAACACGACAAUGAGCUGGCAACAUUCGUGGUGGGAUUAAGCAACAUAACAUUGGUAAACAUAGGCAUGGAAAACAUCGCAGAGAUGAAAGAUAUUUUACAGAUUGUUGUUCAUUCCUUACUCCGCAUGAAACUGACGGGGAAAAGACCAAAGUGUAUAUUUAUCCACCAGAAUGUUGGAGAUGUGAGCGCACAUGAUCACAAUCUGAGAGGCCGUCAGAAACUGCUGGAACAGCUGGAUAAGAUGACAGAGGCUGCAGCAAAACUGGAGAAGGUGGAGGGAGUUACGUUCCGUGAUGUGAUGGACUAUGAUGCUGACAAGGACAACUGGUACAUCCCUGGUCUGUGGCAAGGUACACCCCCAAUGGCUGCCGUCAACACUGGCUACACUGAACACGUCUUCCAACUGAAGAAAAGUCUCAUUCAAUGUUUACUCAAAGGGAAACUAGACCAAGGAGCUUUCACAAUCCCAGACUUUACCAAAUGGAUGACUGGCCUUUGGGAGCAGGUGAAACAUGAGAAUUUCAUUUUCAGCUUCCAGAACAGUCUAGUCGCAGAAGCUUACAACCAGCUCUCUGUGAAGUACAAGGACUGGGAGUGGGAGCUACACAAAUUCACACACUCCUGGGGAAACGAGGCUGAAAACAGAGUCAACAAUGCCAAUGGUGACCUCAACCGACUGCUCCAAACACUGGAACGUGAGAUCAGGACGGAGAUUAACAAAAGGGAGGGUGAGACUCUGGAUAAACUAAAAGAUCUGUUUGAAAGUGGGGCUGAUAACGUGCAGCUGAUGGAGAAAUACAGGGAGGAAUUCAAGCUCAGUAUCUCCAGUUUAUGCAGACGGCUUCAGGAUGAUUCAAUGCAGAGAUGUAAGGAUGCUGUGAACAGACGUGUGGGACUGCAGGAAGUGGAUGCUAUUUGGAAUAAAUCUCACAAGAAGAUUGAACACCAGGUCAAGGAGCUUUUAUUAAAGUGUAAAGGGGCAAAUCAGGUGUUGGGUGACAAGGAACUGCAAACUGCCUUUGGAAAGAUGUGGCAAGACACACUGUCACAGCUGGACUAUCAGCCCUGUAGAGAAAGAAACAUCGAACUGGAGAUUGAAAAACUUCUCAGAGAGAACACAGCAACUCAAGGGAGGGUGAUUAAUGAAAUGCUAAAAAGAAAACCUCUCUGUAAACAGGGAACUCAGUGCUUUCAAAUUGAAGGGAAACACAUCAACACGACAUGGGUGAGACGUGCUAAAACCACAAUUGGGAUAGCCUCGCACCAAUCAGAUGUUAAUCAGGCAGCAAUGAUAACACAGUCCCUCGACCUUGAAUGCCAUCAAUGGAUCAGUGACAUCACAAAAGUGGACAUGGAUUAUGACAAUAAAUAUUGUAUUGAUCUUUUGAAUAUUAUACAGGAGAAAAUUAACAAUAUUUCACACCCAAACUUCACAAUGAGUGAGGAAUUCAGGGCUGAGUUUAAACUUCACCUGUGUGGUUACGCUGUACCAAGAUUCCAAGAGAUGCAGACGAGGUUCAUCCAGAAACACGACCCGCGGCAAAGACUGGAAAACAUGAAGGGUCAAUACUUUGAUCUCUUCAUUGAUAUUUACACAGAGCAGGAUGAGAACCAGAGACAAGCAGAACGGUUUGCACAAUCUUGUUUCUUGCCAGCUCUCAGAGACGCCACCCUCAAGGCUCUCAGUGUGAACAUCGUAGAUGAUAUGAAACAAAAUGACCCUGAGAGCAAGUACAGUCUCCGCAACAACUUCACUGUGGCCCUCCUGGUGCACUUGAAACAAAGGGGUACAUUUCAUGACUAUCACCAGUAUAUCACUGACCUUGAGAAUUUGGCCAAAGACUGGCUCCAUCACCAGGUUAUUGAACACUGCAAGACACAACGUGAUGGAGAGAGCACGUUUACCCGUCUGGCUAAAGGAAUCCUCACACAGAUCACUGGGAAAGCUAAAAAGAUUGUUGAGGAUGCAGUGAAGCAGAACUUUGCUGGAAAUGUUCAGAGCUUCCUGGACAUGUUUGUUGAAAAGUUAAAGGACAGGAUCUCAAUGCCCAAAGAUGAAAUGAAACUCGUUCUGUUUCACAGUGACGGUGAUGGCAAGAAAUGGGCAGAAGCAGUUCUGCCAUCUAUUGAAGAGGUGGAGCAGAGACUCCUCAGUGAGGUAACAAGCUGGGAUGUCCAAGCAAAGAUUGAAGAAUUAUCCAUUAAACCCAGGGAUGUGAUGUUCAAAGGGUUAUUCAAUUGUACCAAGAAAUGUCCUUUCUGUCAGGUUUCCUGUGACUUAGAGACCCCGGUACACUCACAGCACUCUUGUAAGCAGCACAGACCUGAAGGACUUAAUGGCUAUCGAUGGGCUCAUAGUGAACAUCUUGUAACUGAUGUCUGCACAGCUUCAGUCGCAGGUGAUGCAUUAUUUAAAAAUAACGACACAAAUGGGGAAUGGAAACCCUACAAGGAUUAUCAAACUGUCAAUGAUUACUACAAAUCCUGGACCAUCCAGCGGGAAAUUUCCGCACAGGGAGCAUCCUAUUGGAAGAAGGUUUUCUACACUUAUAAUCAGCAGUUUGCUGGAAAAUAUGGAGCUAAACCUGCAGAGAUCGAUAAUGCCUGGAACAUUGACUGGGAUGUAGUGAGGAGAGAUCUGAAUAAGACGUAUACCACAAACAUUCAGUCUUGGUGAAGUCCAUUUAGACGCGUUAGAUGUAGACACAGAAAAAUUGCCUACUUCUAAAGGAAAAAAAGACAAAUUGCUGGAGUAACUCAGCAGGCAGGCAACAUCUCAGAACAUGAAUCGGUGAUGUUUUGGGUUGGGACCAUUCUUCAAAAUGAUUUAGGUUUUAAUUUUAGAGAUACAGGCCCUACAAACCUGCACAUCUUUGGGAUGUGGGAGGAAACCAGAGCAUCCGGAAGAAACCCACAUGGUCACAGGGAGAAAGCACCCAAGGUCAGGAUCAAAGGUGGGUCUCUGGCGCUGUGAUGCAGCAGCUCUACCAGCUGCGCCACCGUACCGCCAUUAUUGUA
This is a messenger RNA of Leucoraja erinaceus (little skate), 7476 nucleotides long. Its product is annotated as up-regulator of cell proliferation-like. The record is from RefSeq and is a predicted model, not a curated record. The coding region runs from base 2315 to 7135 and encodes 1606 amino acids. Gene Ontology annotation, molecular function: GTP binding. NCBI's taxonomy places the organism in Eukaryota, Metazoa, Chordata, Chondrichthyes, Rajiformes, Rajidae. The transcript has 2 exons.